CUCGGUACUGUUUUUAAAGCACGCUUUGUCUUACCUUUGCUACUUUUUGCUGGACUCGCUCGUAAUUAGCUGUAUUGACGGCUUUAAAGUCGCUUUCGUCGUCGGAACUGUUGGCUUGUGACAUUGUUGUCGCUUAAGAACCUUACGAUGGCUGCCGAAGUCGCUCAACUGCUGCUUUCUGUAAUCCAGGGGAUUCCCGGUGGCGCUACAAACGAUGAUCUGACUAAAGCUCUGUCUGACAUGCCUGCUGCAACGCGAGUUGAGGGUCUCAAUAUAUUGUUGCAGCAAGGCGGCAUAGAAGUGCUGAAAAAGGGCGAAAAACUAAUAUAUCGAGCCAAGGAUCCACAAAAAAAGAGCGCAUUGCCCAAAGAUGCUGACAACGAGGAAAAGAUCGUCUACAGCAUUGUUGAAGAGGGCGGCAACAAAGGUAUAUGGAUACGAGAUAUUCGAAUCAAGUCAAAUUUAAACAUGACACAGUUGAACAAGAUCCUUAAGAACUUGGAAACAAAGAAGCUCAUUAAGGCCGUCAAAUCUGUGAAUGCUAGCAAAAAGAAAGUUUAUAUGCUGUACAACUUGGAGGCUGAUCGAUCUGUAACGGGCGGCGCUUGGUAUCAGGAUCAGGACUUUGAGGUGGAGUUUGUUGAUGUGCUGAAUCAACAAUGUUUGCGGUUUCUGCAGAUGAAACGUGAAACAGCCGAGAAGAAACGGGAUGGUCCAUUGGCCUUUAAGCAAAUGUCUUGUUGCUCAGUAAAAGAUGUGCACAAAUUCAUUUCAGACUUGGGUAUUAGCAAAGUUAAUUUGGAUGAAGACGAUUUGGAGACCAUACUGAAAACCGUCGUCUAUGAUGGUAAUGCAGAGCGUAUAUUGCAAUCCGAUGGUGCUUAUGUAUAUCGCGCUGUAAAUAUGCCGCUGCCAGCGCCGGGCUUGGUGCAGAUGCCUUGUGGCAUCUGUCCUGUGAUCAAGAACUGUUCCGAUUGCGGUGAUGUUACUGCAAUUAAUUGUCAAUAUAUGAAGGAUUGGUUGGAUUAAAAUAAAUUAUUUAUAGCUACACAAAUUAGUUAACUUUA
Drosophila albomicans is the source of this 1067-nucleotide messenger RNA. It is a transcript of the gene Polr3F, whose product is annotated as probable DNA-directed RNA polymerase III subunit RPC6. The transcript has 3 exons. Bases 148 to 1029 code for a protein of 293 amino acids. NCBI's taxonomy places the organism in Eukaryota, Metazoa, Arthropoda, Insecta, Diptera, Drosophilidae. Gene Ontology annotation, biological process: transcription by RNA polymerase III. The record is from RefSeq and is a predicted model, not a curated record. Gene Ontology annotation, cellular component: RNA polymerase III complex.